AUGGUGGGGACGAGAGCACCGCACGAACACGGACCUACGCUGGCCAUCCAGACAGACUACAGGGGAAAGGCGCCUGCUGGCCAUGACCGCAGAGGCGAGUCUGCGCGGGACGUCUACGGACGCUCGCGCAACGCGUCGGUGAGCUCUGCGGACGAGGAGGACCAAGUCCACACGCACCUGUCGGCCUCGUCUGCCGGUAACACGGACAUUUCGUCGUCGAGUGGCAUAUCCGCGAACUCGACCGCCCGCACCUCGACCAUGACUGACGACGACCGGCCCAGCGCUGUGGGGCCUACGAGCCCCUCGCAGCACGCACACCCCGCACUCACCGUCCUCGAACUCGUCUCCAACACGGCCUCCUCGUCGGCCCUGCCCGAUGCAUUCGACUUCAACGUCUCGCGGAAGGGCAACUUUGUCGCUGUCUACUCGUCGUCCAACAUCUGGCUGAUCAAGACUACACAGCUCCCUCGGCUAUGGGCGCGCACUCUGCAGGUCAAGCGCAAGCCUGUAGCCAUCGACAUCUCAGAAGAUGGCUUCUUGUUAGCAGUCUUGUCGCGACCGUCGCAGGUCGACCUGUACGAGAUACAUGGCGAGCAAGAUCGCCAGAUCAAGAAGAGGCGGACCGUGGCUCUGGUGCAUGAGGCUGCGUCCGUUGCCAUGUCACCCGACGGCCUCAUCAUGAUCACAGGAAACAAGUUCGGCAUCGAGGUCACUGCCAUUGGCACCAAUGCCCCUGAAACGGCUCAUCGCACCCUCACAGGGCCAGUGGGCGACACCCUCGAAUUCUCCGACGACGGCCGCACGCUGCUCAUCACGAGUUACGCACGUAAAUCCGCAAAUUCCUCCCUCUAUCUCUUGCCUGGCCUCUUCGACGGACCGCUCAACGAGGAGGGAGUGCCUAUCCCGGAAUCGCCAGACACCCUUUGGACGGGUUCGAUGCUCUUUCCGGAAACCGCAAAGAUAGCGCGGCAAGCCACGCUCCUUCCAGAUGCAGACACGGGCCACGUCAGCGAGCUCUUUGCAUUCAAUGCGCAGGAAGACACAUGGGGGGUGUACGAUAUUGCGACGAAGCGUUUUACCCAGCGGAAGAUGUUCUUGCCUGAUCAGCAGCGAUGGACGCGGUCCGAAUUUGUCGACGAUGCCAUGCCCGCCGUUUCUCCCAAUGCCGACUUGGCUGCAGUCUCGCUCAGGAUGCGCGGCACUACCAGCAUCUGGAUUUAUCAAGUUCCUGAAUGGGAUUUCCAAUCGACCACCAAAUCCGAUCUUUCACCUAUCCAGCCAUGCUUUUGCAUCCCAAUACUAAGCGACAGCCCCGACACCUAUCAGGAAAUUUGCGUUCUGCGAUGGGUGACGAUCAAUUCGAAAGUACAGCGUCUGAUCGCAGUUGGAAAUUCCAGCACCCUGUCAGCGGACGAAGUGCCAGACGCUUCAGCGGGAUCAAGAGGUGUCGUGAUCGUUCUGGAUUUUGAUAAGUCGAAGCCUGCUGGUAGUCCUAUACCACGACCUACGAAAACCGAGUAUGAUCUAGAUCCGCUUUGCCCAGGAGAGAUGCUGCCAGAAGGGUCAAUUGACUUUGAGCGUGAAGUGGAGCUAGUGAGGACCAGAACGUUGGCCCAACGUCGAGCUCAGGAUGCCAAUAACAGUGGUAGCCGCCGGAACUCCAGGAUUGGCUCCGCACCCAUUCGUGCGCGCACUUCGGCUACCAGAGAACGUCCUACAUCCAUUCGCCGACCCACCGAUGAGGACGAGCUGACCGCCGAAGAAGCCCAAGCUGCUUUCGAGAUGCCCUACGACAACCAGCAGCCAAGGUCGCAGAUGUCACUUGCAAGAGCCGCUACCGUAGCUGCAGUGUCUCCUGCCAACAGGCGGCAUCUUAGAGCCCUUCCUUUCCGACCAUUGGAGUACCGACGAGCCGAUGGCAUGCGAGAAAUGCCUCAUGAGAGUGAUGCUGACAACUGGGUUCCACCACCGCCAGCAUACACUGCUACCGCAGAAGCCUCUCAAAGUGUCAGCCUAAGUCAUCCCGAUGGGGCACCUGUUUCAAGCGCCUCAGGUACCUCAGCUAGUAUCACCGAGCCCGCAAUACCUCCAGUUCCUGCUCUACCAACGAACCUGGCGCGGUUCAUGCCUCCCGUGGCACCAACUCAUCCCUACCAGUCUCGAGGAGCUAUGCAGUCGCAGUCAUCGACCGACCUACCAUCGACAUGGACAAUUUCACCAACCUUCGUCACGCCUCCGCAACAGCGUCGCCCGUCCCUUUUACAUCCUACUACAUUUCCCAGCCCAGAAAACUCGAACUCAGGUCGGAGGCGUAGUUCUACUGCUAGCCGCACGCCUACGCCACAUAUUGCUCCUCAAAUGCCUAGGGUCCCAUCGCAGCACCAAUCCGCAUACCGCGCAACAGCAUCGCACUACAACAACCCAACGCGGCCGAACACCCGCCCUAGCCUUCGAGCACGCAGGGUCAUCGAGAGUACAGUCGACCUGCGCCCCCCGCCUAUCGUUGACCCUUCCAAUGGCCGUAGAGGUUCUGCUCCAGCUGUGGGUCACAUCCCGCGCAGACCCCUACCUGCAGGCGCAUCGCCUAAUCGUGUGAGCAUGCCGCCACCGAAUGCCAGGCGCAGCCUCCUCCCACGACUGACGACGCGAAAUGAUGCGACAUCGCAAUACGGCGUUGGGCCACUCUCUGCGCCGCCAGGCGUGGGCCCUGGACACGCGAGGGCGCCUUCAAGAUUGACUUUUAGAGGAAACGCUGGCGAGAAAACGGGUAGUCCGAAGAAGAAAAUCAACUGCGUUGUUAUGUAG
Messenger RNA from Didymosphaeria variabile, 2805 nucleotides. RefSeq lists its product as uncharacterized. The transcript has a single exon. Gene Ontology annotation, molecular function: protein binding. Bases 1 to 2805 code for a protein of 934 amino acids. Lineage: Eukaryota; Fungi; Ascomycota; Dothideomycetes; Pleosporales; Didymosphaeriaceae. The record is from RefSeq and is a predicted model, not a curated record.